Messenger RNA from Fomitopsis serialis, 1146 nucleotides. Its product is annotated as 1,3-beta-glucan synthase component-domain-containing protein. The coding region runs from base 1 to 1146 and encodes 381 amino acids. NCBI's taxonomy places the organism in Eukaryota, Fungi, Basidiomycota, Agaricomycetes, Polyporales, Fomitopsidaceae. Gene Ontology annotation, cellular component: 1,3-beta-D-glucan synthase complex; plasma membrane. The record is from RefSeq and is a predicted model, not a curated record. The transcript has 3 exons. Gene Ontology annotation, molecular function: 1,3-beta-D-glucan synthase activity. Gene Ontology annotation, biological process: fungal-type cell wall polysaccharide biosynthetic process; (1->3)-beta-D-glucan biosynthetic process.
AUGGCCCUUUGGACUCCCUAUCUCAUCUACUUCUGGUUCUCGGUCGUGUCUCUCUGCAUUGCGCCCUUCGUCUUCAAUCCUCAUCAGUUCAACUUCCCGGACUUCAUCAUUGACUAUCGCGAGUUCCUUCGUUGGAUGUCUCGCGGUAAUUCGCGUACGAAGGCGAGCAGCUGGUACGGUUACUGCCGUCUGUCGCGUACUAUGAUCACUGGCUACAAGAAGAAGAAACUCGGUCACCCCUCGGAGAAGCUGUCUGGCGAUGUUCCCCGUGCGAGAUGGCGGGCAGUGCUACUAUCGGAGAUCGUCUGGCCCAUCUGCAUGGCGGCCCUCUUCAUCGUCCCCUAUAUGUUCGUCAAGUCCUUCCCGACGAAGGGUAAGGAGAAUCCGAGCGCUCUCAUCCGUAUUGCCGUGAUCGCCGUCGGGCCUGUGGUCUGGAAUGCAGCCAUGCUUCUAGCCUUGUUCUUCGUGUCACUUUUCUUGGGACCGAUGAUGUCCGGCUGGACCAAGUUUGCAUCCUUCAUGGCAUCUUUAGCGCACUUCCUGUGCUUGAUCGGGCUGAUCGCGUUCUUCGAGUUCUUCUGGUUCUUGGAGCUUUGGGAUGCCUCUCACGCACUACUCGGAGUCAUCUCCAUUGUUGCAGUCCAACGUGCGAUCCAGAAGUUCCUCAUCUCGGUGUUCCUUUCUCGUGAGUACAAGCACGACGAGACUAACCGUGCAUGGUGGUCUGGAAAGUGGUACGGCCGUAAUCUCGGUGCUUCUGCCUUCUCGCAGCCGGCGCGUGAGUUUGUCGUCAAGAUCGUGGAGAUGUCGCUUUGGAGUUCCGACUUCCUGAUGGCGCACAUCUUACUCGUCGUCUUGACGCCGCCCACCCUCAUCCCCUUCGCCGAUAAGCUGCAUUCGACCAUGAUGUUCUGGUUGCGCCCUUCGAAGCAGAUCCGUCCUCCUCUCUUCUCUACGAAGCAGAAGCGGCAGCGCCGUUGGAUUGUGAGUUUCGACUGUUAUCAUCAGCUUUGCCAUUGUACACUGACAAUUGUCGAUCUAGGUGGUCAAGUACACAGUCGUUUACAUGAUCGUAGUUGCAGGUCUCGCCGCGCUCGUCGUGCUUCGUACGUUUUCGCUUACCGAACCUACACUGCCCCAAGCUGA